Messenger RNA from Penicillium cinerascens, 2013 nucleotides. RefSeq names its product putative copper amine oxidase. Gene Ontology annotation, molecular function: copper ion binding; quinone binding; primary methylamine oxidase activity. The record is from RefSeq and is a predicted model, not a curated record. Bases 1 to 2013 code for a protein of 670 amino acids. Lineage: Eukaryota; Fungi; Ascomycota; Eurotiomycetes; Eurotiales; Aspergillaceae. Gene Ontology annotation, biological process: amine metabolic process. The transcript is spliced from 3 exons.
AUGGCGCACCCACUCGCUAUCCUCUCCGCAGCGGAGACCAAUCUGGCCCGCGACGUCGUCAAGGACGCUCACCCCAAUACCGUUAUUGACUUCCGAGAGAUCUUUCUGCAGGAGCCGCCCAAAGCGCAGCUCGUCCAGUUCCUAGAUCUCGAGCAUGCCGGUCGCUUGAGCCCAACGACUCCCCGGCCACCACGUCUGGCGCUGUGCCAGUAUGAUGUGAUUGGCGCUGACCGUAUCCCCCAGUUUCAUGAAUCUGUGGUGGACGUGGUCUCUCGGACACGAGUCAACCACACGAUUGUGGGCAAGCAGCAUCACGCCAGCCUGACACUAAACGAGUUCGACGUUCUGGUGGAUCGCUGCAUGAAUUCCCCGUUGUUCCAGCAGGUUCUCGCAGAGUUUCAGCUGCCAGAAGGGUUCGAGGUUGUUAUUGAGCCGUGGCCAUAUGGCGGUCUCGACCAUACCGAUGAGAACCGACGAUACUUCCAGGGCCUUUGCUUUGCUCGGGAUAAGCGUUCGGGCAAUGCGGAUUCAAAUUUCUACUCAUUUCCUCUGCCGGUGAUCCCGGUGAUGGACGCGCACACACAGGAGAUAAUUCGCGUUGACCGGCCUGCGACAGGCGGUAAAGGCGAUGGACUGCUGGAACAGACCUUCAAUCGGGAUAUCAUCGGACACUGCAAGCCGUCCGAGUACGUGCCAGAACUCCUCCCCGAAGGAACUCGCAAGGACCUCAAGCCGUUGAACGUUGUGCAGCCAGAGGGCCCGUCCUUCCGUGUCACCAACGAGUCCCUUGUAGAGUGGCAAAAGUGGCGAUUCCGGGUGGCAUUCAACCCUCGUGAAGGCGCUACCAUCCAUGAUGUUUGGUAUGAUGGUCGCAGCGUCAUGCAUCGUCUGGCGAUCAGUGAAAUGACCGUCCCCUAUGCCGAUCCGCGACCGCCGUUCCACCGUAAACAGGCCUUUGACUUCGGAGAUGGCGGCGGCGGUAACAUGGCCAAUAAUCUCUCAUUGGGUUGCGACUGUCUAGGUGUCAUCAAAUAUUUCGAUGCCGUUAUUACCCAGGCCGAUGGCACUGCCCAGCCUCUGCCGAACGCCAUCUGUCUUCACGAACAGGAUAACGGCAUCGGUUGGAAGCACUCCAACUGGCGUACUGGCCGUGCAGUUGUCACACGCAACCGUGAGUUGGUUAUCCAAUUCAUCAUCACCUUGGCCAAUUACGAGUACAUCUUUGCGUACAAGUUCGAUCAAUCCGGCGGCAUCACAGUGGAGUCCCGCGCGACUGGUAUUCUAAACGUUGUGAACAUUGAUGCUGGCAAGGUCAGCGAAUACGGCAACGUCGUGAGUGGUGGUGUCCUGGCACAGAACCACCAGCACAUUUUCUGCAUCCGCAUCGAUCCUGCGAUUGACGGGCAGAACAAUUCCGUUGUGGUGGAAGAGUCCCAUCCCGUCCCUAUGAAUGCCGUCACCAACCCCAAUGGGAACUUCUAUCAGGUCACAAAGAAGACCGUCGAGCGUGCCUCUUGGGUCGAUGCGGCGCCGCAAUACAAUCGCACCAUCAAAAUGGUCAACCCACACAAGAGGAACCCCGUCAGCGGAAAUCCCGUCGGGUACAAAUUCAUCCCGCUCCCGACUCAAACGCUACUGGCAGACCCGGAGUCGGUCCAAGCACGGCGGGCUCAAUUUGCCCAGCAUCAUGUCUGGGUAACCAAGCACUGCGACGGUGAGCUAUACGCCGGAGGACGGUAUACUCUGCAGAGCCAGCACGAGGUCGAAGGUGUAGCCGACGCCGUUCGUCGAGGCGACGCCGUCACAGAUACCGAUGUGGUGGUCUGGAGCACAUUUGGCAUCACCCACAAUCCUAGGGUAGAAGACUGGCCUGUUAUGCCAGUGGAGAUCUUCCAGCUGAUGAUUCGCCCUGCGGAUUUCUUCGUCGCCAACCCUUCGCUCGAUGUUCCGUCCAACAAGAAUGGAUCGUCACGACUGGCGGACUCGGAAUGUUGCCACAAGGCACAUAUUUAG